AUGCCGCCCGACAGCUCCUCGUUUACCGCGCUGAACGUCUCGAGCUCUGCCGUGCCGGAAUGGAUGGGCUCCUUCUCCCUGUCGGCGCCGCCGAACACCGAUCUCUGGCGCAAGCCGCCCAGCAGUGAUACCUCGACCGCCCCCAUUCUCUACACCGCCCUGCGCAACCCCUUCGUGGCCGCCGAGGUCACCGUUUCCGCCGACUGGGAGCUCGAGUGGGAUCAGGCCGGCUUGGUGAUAUUCGCAGGCGCGCCCCCGGGCCGCAUCGGGGGCUCGCAGCAAUCACCACCUCCAGCAACAGUUGCGCCCACUGGCCCGACGCCUGCCCAGUCACAGCCGCCCGCUCAGCCGCAGCCGCAGCCGCAGCAGCACGACGCCCCUCCGCCCGCCUACACGCCGCCUGCGCCUGCCUCGAAAUGGGUCAAGGUCGGCCUGGAAUUCAGCAACAACGAGUGCCAUGCCACAUCCGUGUGCGCCACAUGUGAUGGCGCCGACUGGGCGCUCACCUCCCUGCCCUCGCACCGCGGCCGCCGGUCGGAUCUGCGUGUGAAGAUGGAGCGCAUCGGAUACGCCUUGUGGGUGUGGUACGAGGACGACGUCAGUGGGUGGAAGAAGCUGCGCGAAGUGACGUGGUUUUUCUGGGGCGUCGAAGACAAGGCGGUGCGCGUGGGUGUUUAUGCGUCCCGACCCGCCAACCUUGGUGCAACGCAUUACGAACGCCGGCACGGCGGUCCUCGUGUGACACAACGAAACCUGCUCGUGGAGUUUGAGGGUUUGGAGAUCUUCUAA
Diplodia corticola is the source of this 789-nucleotide messenger RNA. RefSeq lists its product as uncharacterized. Bases 1 to 789 code for a protein of 262 amino acids. The record is from RefSeq and is a predicted model, not a curated record. The transcript has a single exon. Lineage: Eukaryota; Fungi; Ascomycota; Dothideomycetes; Botryosphaeriales; Botryosphaeriaceae.